Molecule: messenger RNA, 523 nt
Organism: Poecilia latipinna (sailfin molly)
Lineage: Eukaryota; Metazoa; Chordata; Actinopteri; Cyprinodontiformes; Poeciliidae
Product: barrier-to-autointegration factor A-like
Exons: 3
Coding region: 110-382 (90 amino acids)
Biological process (GO): chromosome organization
Cellular component (GO): condensed chromosome; nucleus
Molecular function (GO): DNA binding
Source: RefSeq, a predicted model, not a curated record
UCAGCGGCAGAGCGUCAGCCGCCCUGCUCCUGGCGUGCAGCUUUCAGAAUAAAGCGCCUCUCUAUCACAUGUUCAGGGUCUCGGGUCCGGGCGGUGUUCCGAGUCCAGAAUGUCAACGACGUCUCAGAAACACCGCAACUUUGUAUCCGAGCCAAUGGCGGACAAACCGGUCACAGCGCUGGCCGGGAUCGGAGACAGACUGGGCCACAGCCUGACAGAGCAGGGCUACGAUAAGGCCUACGUGGUUUUGGGUCAGUUCCUGUUGCUAAGGAAAGACUCGGAGCUGUUCUGCUAUUGGUUGAAGGACGUCACUGCAGCCAAUAGCAAGCAGGCUGAUGACUGUGCCCAGUGCCUGAAGGACUGGUGCGACGCCUUCCUGUGAGGACGCCACGCCCAUUCCACAGAGGCACCGCCCCUCAAGAGGCCCCGCCCCUCCAGUUCCCACUCUGCGUUGCUUUUCUGAGCUGCCAGAUUUUCUCCUCCUUAUUUUGUAAAUGUUUGUCAUUAAAUCUCGUUGCCCAGA